AGCCGUCCGCGGAGCCGAGCCGGGUAGCCCCUCUCACACGGCCGUGGCCGCAACCUCAGCCCUCCUCGCACCUCCCUUCGCAGCUCACGCCCCCUCCCGUGGGGUGUCCUGGCCUCCGCCUGCCGAGCUCGGCAGUCAGCAGAGCCCCGGCCAUCCUCCUCCGGCCGUCCGGUCCCCACUGGUCCCUGGCUAGCCACUUUUCGUAAGCUAGAGCACUCCAGACCGCCCCGCCUGCGAUCAGGCGCUGCGGAAGACAGCCCUGUGGGCUGGAGCGACGACAAGGACCUCGCGGAGCGGCGAAAGGGGUGUAGUCUGCGACUACCGCGGCAGGGAGCCGGGAGGGCGGCCAAAAGUGACUUCGAAUUGCAGCUAGCCGUUUGGAACGUGGCCCAAGAGGCUCUCAUUUUCCUGGCUGGAACCGUCGCCGCGGUGCUUGCCUGCGGUCCUGGUCAGCCGUUGCCCUCCCGCCGGGCGGGCGAAGACUGGUGCAUGCUGGGAUUUGUAGUUCGUCCCCAUGAGGCUCGUCCUGGGAACAUUAUGGGGAGGAACGGAGCCUAAUCCUGUCAGCGCAGCCUGGGGAUUAGGACCCGGAGUUGCCAAGAGAGAAGAAGAAGGAGGUUCCUGCUGUGCCAGAAACCCUUAAGAAAAAGCGAAGGAAUUUCGCAGAGCUGAAGAUCAAGCGCCUGAGAAAGAAGUUUGCCCAAAAGAUGCUUCGAAAGGCAAGGAGGAAGCUUAUCUAUGAAAAAGCAAAGCACUAUCACAAGGAAUAUAGGCAGAUGUACAGAACUGAAAUUCGAAUGGCGAGGAUGGCAAGAAAAGCUGGCAACUUCUAUGUACCUGCAGAACCCAAAUUGGCGUUUGUCAUCAGAAUCAGAGGUAUCAAUGGAGUGAGCCCAAAGGUUCGAAAGGUGUUGCAGCUUCUUCGCCUUCGUCAAAUCUUCAAUGGAACCUUUGUGAAGCUCAACAAGGCUUCGAUUAACAUGCUGAGGAUUGUAGAGCCAUAUAUUGCAUGGGGGUACCCCAAUCUGAAGUCAGUAAAUGAACUAAUCUACAAGCGUGGUUAUGGCAAAAUCAAUAAGAAGCGAAUUGCUUUGACAGAUAACGCUUUGAUUGCUCGAUCUCUUGGUAAAUACGGCAUCAUCUGCAUGGAGGAUUUGAUUCAUGAGAUCUAUACUGUUGGAAAACGCUUCAAAGAGGCAAAUAACUUCCUGUGGCCCUUCAAAUUGUCUUCUCCACGAGGUGGAAUGAAGAAAAAGACCACCCAUUUUGUAGAAGGUGGAGAUGCUGGCAACAGGGAGGACCAGAUCAACAGGCUUAUUAGAAGAAUGAACUAAGGUGUCUACCAUGAUUAUUUUUCUAAGCUGGUUGGUUAAUAAACAGUACCUGCUCUCAAAUUGAAAUAUAUUGUUGUAUUUGUGAUUUGUUGUUGUUGUUGUUAGCCUGCCUCUGUCUUCCCUUAACUACUGUGGCAAGUGUGGUGUGUGAUAAAAUUAAGCCAAAUCAACAGCCCAUUUCGUGCAAAAUCAGGGUCGAGUCUGUGUGAAAGACAUCUCUUGGGUUUUUAAAAGGCUUUUCUAUACAAAAGAUUUUAAUUUUUUGUUUUUUAACUGUGCUGAGUGAUUCGAAAUGGGUUUAUUCUAAGAAAGCCUGUUUCACAAGCAUUUGUACAUGAUUUGUCGGUAAGGUAAUCCAACUUUGGUUUAUGGAAAAAAUUGAAUUUAGUUGCUAAAAUUUAUUUCUCGGGCCUUCGCUUGUUUAUAAACUGCCAUGUAAAUGUGUUGUUUUCCUUUUGCAUUCCA
Molecule: messenger RNA, 1799 nt
Organism: Homo sapiens (human)
Lineage: Eukaryota; Metazoa; Chordata; Mammalia; Primates; Hominidae
Gene: RPL7
Product: ribosomal protein L7
Exons: 7
Coding region: 708-1334 (208 amino acids)
Cellular component (GO): cytoplasm
Molecular function (GO): RNA binding
Source: RefSeq, marked reviewed